ACGGUGUUUCUCCUGAAGAACGAACUCAACGUGGAACGAAGAUCCUUGUCUUUGCGAUGGGCGGAGGAAGCCUCGAAGUUGCCCUUGUUACGAUCUGCGCGGGCUGCUCACCGUCGACUCAGCGGAAGGCAAUCCAAGUCUUGGCGGGAUGGACUUCGACCAGAAGAUAAUGGAACUGGUACUCGAUGGCGUGCAGGUGCCAUGUCGUGCAACACACGCUGUGAAUGGCAGCAACUUGUGGGGACGGAAGACAGCCAGCGAAAAAGCAAAGAAGGAUCUAACUUUGCUAAGAGACGCGAAUGUUAAGGUCGGGAGUUUUCGCGCCGAUGAUGAUUGCGAGGUGACCAUCCGCCGCAUUGAUUUUGAUGAAAAGUGUAAGAGUUUGCUGGCGCAGUGCAUGAAAUGCGUCCAAGGAGUCUUAGAGGGAACCGGCACUCGGAUUUCCGAUGUGAAGGAAGUUGUGUUGGUGGGUAAGUCAACACGAAUUCCCAGCGUCGUAAAAAUGCUUGGGAAUUACUUUGGCGGGCAGCCAAAGCCCCACUUUUAUCAAGAAGAAGCCGUUGUGCACGGUGCGCCGCUGUUUGCUGGUUAUCGUCAACAGAUUGAAGAGAUUCAUCCCUUAAGCGUCGCGUACUAUGACAGUGGAGACGGGUGUCACUGCGUUUACAGACAGUGCAAGAGACCGGCUCGCUUCAAUUUGCCAAGUCGCGAUUCUUCGUGGCGAGAUCCAAGAGAUGGUCAUUUGUGUCUUCAUUUAUUUGAGUUGGCAAAAGGUCAUGAAGGUUACAUAGCAGCUGGUAAAAUAGUGCUGCAGGCAGAGCAGGAGGGCGGCGUUCUCCCCAAGCUCAGGAUGGACCGAUGCGGGAUCCUCAGCCUUGACCAGGGACAGGCGUCAGCGGAUGCUGUGCUUGAUAAACCAUGGCAACCAUGCCCGGAGGUGGUCGACUGGUGGAAGCAGGUCGCCGAGAAACUCACCGUGUACGAGCCGAGGACACAAUGGAAGAAGUACAUCGAGGAAGUGGAGAAGAGGGAGGCUUCAUGCCCGCGCUGGCUGUGGAGUGUUAUAUCGGAAUGGAAGCGUGACACGGAGCCAUGGCCUAAGAAGGGGGCGGCAACGGGUCGGGUAAGGAUCAAAGAUUUUCCCGCGUGGUUUGACGACUUCCGCAGGGCAUGCGAAUAUGCCUUCGGAGAGUUAUGGGCGAGGUCGUUAUCGGGAAGGAGAAUCUCCGGGCGAACAGGAACCCAGAUAUGUGUGACGUGGUCGUGGCCAUGCUGCUCAAGCAUCUUCGAAAGACAAAGGAACGUAUCGAUAAAAUUCAAGGAAUCGGUAGCGGCUCAGUGCUUUUCGUUCAAUUCUACUCCGGACACGGUAAAGGCGAGCGGAAUCCCUUACGUGGUUCUCUCGACAAGUCCCCUGCGGCCUUCUGACGAUGGCGAUCGUCUUUGCCGGGCAUGGAACAAGCUGGUGGGUGAGCAGGUGUUCCUAGCUGUGCAAGCUGGUCUUCAGGUCGUGUUGCGCCUCGGACGGGACGAUUUUCGAGACGAGCAGAAGAGUAAUCUGCCUUACAAAACUCAAGACGAGAAUGAUCACUGUGAAGCGCAGCUCAGGGACACUGUAGAUUCGAUUGCGCCAGGGAACUGGCGCAAUGUAAUCAUCGCAUAUCUGGCUCCACCGCAUUUGUGUUGGGCACAGCUCCUGCCUGGAAAUGAAGCCGCUAUCCCGGAGGAGCGGAAUGGCACUCUUCCACAGAAGAAUCAGGUAGUCGCUACUGUUGGGCACAUAAGAAAAGUGAUCGGGAAUUUGGUGAGCGACGAGGCUGCGAAGACGGUGCGCAUCCUAAUCGGCGGAUGCGCCGCCCUGGAGAUGUGGAAUGCCAUCAUAAAGCACGAUGAGGUUGAUGGCCUCCUUUUUGAAGGUGGGUUCCGAGACCCUCGCCUCGUCGAGAAACUCUGUCAGCCGACUCAGCCCAGUAGAGAGAGGAAGGGCAAAGCCCUACUUUGCCGCGCUGCAGACGGAGAUGCCACUCUGGAUGAGAGUGACAUGCGGUGGCUGCACAACAUCAGCCGGGACCUGAUGGCUGGAGAAGAGGUGGACUGGAUAACCGUGAAGAAUGUAAGGGGUGAAAAUUCAGGAGUGUGUCAAGAGGAAGGGAGUGGCUCCGUUGCUAUGGUUUGGAAGGAGGGUGCUGUAGUCAGAUAUGAUGACCAAAAGGGAAAGGGAAGCUUCCCUCGUAAGGUGAAGAUCUGUCCUAAAAUUGUUGACAGUCAGCGCGGAGCGGAGCUAGCAGAGGCCAUAGAGAAGCAACUUUCAAGGUGGAGGGAGAAGCUUACUCAUCUAGAAACGGAGGAGAUUGUUGUUGAGUACACGCCUGUGCCAAGUGUGGACAAAGUAGACGAUCUUGCUGUGGCCAUGGAGACAGCUCACGCCUUCAUCAGAAGGUGGAUUAUGUCGAACAUCAGCCCCUACGUGGCGCAAGCGGUGCGCAUAGUUUGCUCCCUGGACGGGCUGGCGCCAGAAACGCACAGAGAAAUCACCAGGCAACCCAACGUAGACGGCCUAAGCCUGCGACUCGACAAGGUGGGAAAUGCGGCACACAGCGCGGGGAAUGCAUCCUCCAAAGAGUCCCAGCCUGCCGAGAAGCUCACCGUGAGGAGUGCGAGGUACCAAUGGAACACGUACGUCGACCAAGUAGAGAAGCGAGAGUCUUCAUGCCCGCGCUGGCUCUGGACUAUUAUAUCUGAAUGGAAGUGUGACAUUGAGGGAUGGCUUGACAAAGAGGGGGAAGGUGGUUUCGUAGGGAUCAAGGAAUUCACCUUCCGAUUUGCCGAAUUCCAAAGGGCGUGCGAAUAUGCAUUCGGAGCGUUCCGGCCCCGACCAAUGUCAGGAAGGAAGUUCUUGGUGGUGGAUUGCUGGAAAUCCAAUGAUGUUGAAGACUGCCUGCAGAGUCUCCAGGCGAGCAGGCUCCCAGAUCUCUGCGAGGUGGUCAUCUCCAUGACGCUCAAGGACCUUCGGACGACCAAGGAACGAAUAGCAAAAGUGGAGGGGGUCCAACUAGCGGCACCCUGCAUUUCGCUCAAAGCGACCCCCAAAGCCUUGACGAAGGGUGGAAUUCCUUACGUCCUUCUCGACGCAGGGCCGGGCAUAACGGGCUCUGGUGAUCCAGAGGAUCUCUGCUCGGGGUGGAACAAGCUUGUUGGUGAGCACGUGUCCUUAGCCCUGCAAGCUGGUCUUCAGGUUAUCUUGCGCAUUGGACGAAUUGAUGGCGAGGAUGUGGAAGACGCCGAUGAGGCCUUUGAACUGGAGGAGGAGAAGCGCCAUUGCGAGGCGCAACUUAGGGACAUUGUCAGUCGCCUCGGCAAGGACUUUCGAAACAUAGCCAUGGCUUAUCUGCCUCCACCUCAUAUGCUGACUUCGGUAAACGAAGCAGCUGCAGCAGAGGCAGCCAGCUCAACCCGGUGUGACGUUGUUGAGGCUGUUCGGCACAUCAGACGUGUCAUCGGGGACUUGGUGAACACCGAGGUCACCAAAGCAACGCGCAUCCUUAUCGGCCGAUGCAAGACGGAGGACAUGUGGCAUGCCCUGCUAAAAGAGCGGCAUGAGAUUGAUGGCUUUCUUUUUGAGGCGGGCCUUCGAGACCCUCUCCUUUUCGAUAAGCUCCUGCUCCUAGGGGGACCAAGCGGAAAAAUUGGGCCAAAGAAGAGGGGCAAGGUGUUGCUCUGUGACGGGCAGAAGGAAAAUGUGACCCUGAGUGAGUGUGACAUGGUCUCGUUGAGCUGCAAUCAGACUCGUUCUCAAACACACUCUUCAUGCAUGUAAACAGCAACGCAUCAUACCGGCGACAUGCGCCCAAAGAAAA
Messenger RNA from Chara braunii, 3857 nucleotides. NCBI's taxonomy places the organism in Eukaryota, Viridiplantae, Streptophyta, Charophyceae, Charales, Characeae. The record is from the annotation of a GenBank genome assembly.